Molecule: messenger RNA, 3722 nt
Organism: Xenia sp. Carnegie-2017
Lineage: Eukaryota; Metazoa; Cnidaria; Anthozoa; Malacalcyonacea; Xeniidae
Product: myb-related protein A-like
Exons: 14
Coding region: 832-3033 (733 amino acids)
Biological process (GO): regulation of DNA-templated transcription
Cellular component (GO): nucleus
Molecular function (GO): RNA polymerase II cis-regulatory region sequence-specific DNA binding; DNA-binding transcription factor activity, RNA polymerase II-specific
Source: RefSeq, a predicted model, not a curated record
CAAGCAAAAUGGCGCGUCCGUGGCCAAAGUAUAUAGAGCUUUUGCCCGACAUGCCGAUUUAGUAUCGCCAUGUCAAAAUCGAGCAUUACCAUUAUUCAUUUCUGAAGAAAUUUUUUGUUUAUACAGUCAGUAAACAUCGAGACGUUUGCAUAGCUGGGAAAAACCUACUGGUUUUUGCUAGGAGUAGGCGUGCUUAGAAUAUUCAUAUCUUGUUGAAGCUCUUCAGUAUCUAGAAGCUUGGUAAAAUAUUUCAAAUUUCAAAUUGGCCACACCUAUACGCUAUACACAUGAGAAAUGGAAAAUCUGUCUUUCUAAUCAUGGUAAAAAAACACGCUAUGUGCUCAAUUACUUAUCAAAAACAUGAGUCAUGGCGUAUGCUUCUCUCACCACACGUGACUUUCUGCUUCAUUUUUUCCUGCUAGAAAUGUUGCUUCAACUUAUUCAAGUUAUUUUACGAUCAGCACGUGCUUUUGACGAAAAUAAAAUAAAGGGUUCAGUAUUGAGUGGGUUGGAUUUGUGUCAAUUUUGAUUUUCGUGCCCUACUCGCCUAAAGUGCCAUAUCUCAAGAGUAAACGUCAUUUUUUUCUACGCCAAUAUCAAUAAAUGACGCGUAAUAAGGCACUUUGUAGUCGUCUGCAAACUGAUUGGAUGCAGCAGACAAUUGAAACUAGGAUUAGCCAAUAAGGAUGCUUGUGCUUGGCGGAGCAUUUGAAGUCGCCAACCGCCAUGUUGGAAUUGUCCUGUUGAAGAUUUGUGUUGAAAAUAAAAGCGUUUUAUUGAUAUCCGACAAUCAUUUGUACCAACGUGGAGAGAUUGUUGUAGAGUCCUACAAUGGCCAGGUCAUAUAGUGAAACCGAAUCAGAUUUUGGUGGUUGUUCGUCAUUAAGCGAGCAGGAAUGCUGUGGUGGAAACAUUCUUGAUAAGCAAAUCAAAAGGAUAAACAAGGGUCGUUGGACAAAGGUGGAGGACGACAAACUGAAGCAACUCGCGGAAGGCGAUGGCUCCGAUGAUUGGGCAAAGAUCGCUAGCCAUUUCAAAGAUAGAAGCGAACAUCAAUGCCAGCAUCGUUGGGAGAAAGUCUUGGAUCCUGAACUUGUAAAAGGUUCAUGGACGAAAGAGGAAGACGAACGCGUCGUUGAAUUGGUAGAGAGGUUUGGUCCAAAACGCUGGUCGACCAUUGCUCAACAUCUACCAGGUAGAAUCGGCAAGCAAUGUCGAGAGAGGUGGCACAAUCAUCUCAAUCCAGACAUAAAGAAGUCCGCGUGGACCGAAGAAGAGGACAGGAUCAUAUACGAUGCUCAUCUGCGCAUGGGCAACAAAUGGGCUGAAAUUGCCAAGAUGGUUCCGGGGCGGACAGAUAAUGCGAUCAAGAAUCACUGGAACUCCACCAUGAAGAAACGAGUUGAGGCUCUUGGUUAUGAGGAGUAUAAGGAGAACAGAUACAGAACUGGCAAUCUUAUCAAUCAUAAAACACAGAAAGAUAAACAAAGAGACGAUUGGUUACAGUGUCAGUUUCAAGGAUGUCAAGUUGAUGCGCAACAGAUUCUUCAAUCUCAAAAUCUUUUGGCGAACGAUAUUUUAAAUGGACAACAAUCCACCCAACAAUUGCUUACUUCUCUGAGUGAUGGUAGAACAGUCAACACGCCAUGUACCAGAGAAAACAAUGCUCUCGCGCCAGCGCAACGCGAUCCAACACAGACGAUGAAUAAUGCCGACAUUUUGUCACCAUUACAAACGAUCCCCGACGAAUUUUACGAUCUCGAUCACCAGCCUUGGACGGGAAUCAGCGGUUUUAGUGGUCAAUACAGUCCCGAUCCUCGAACUUUGAAAGAGAAGUGGGAAUCUGCUGGAAUGUUCGGUUGUCGCAUCGACGGUAAAACAAUCGCUUCCCUUUACAAUACUAACGGUUCUUGCUCGUUGAUACCGAUUACGUCGUCGCUUGCAACAAAUCGCUUUCGAACACCACCGGCUAUUUUGAGGAAAGGAAAGAAACGACGUCGUAGCGAUAGAAACUUUUUAUCCGGGUGUUCGAAUUCUCUCAAUUCGUCGGUAUCGUCGCUCAACUCCACCUUGGAGGUCACACCUCAGAAGACUCCAAUCAAAUCUCUACCAUUCUCUCCUUCGCAGUUCUUCAACAGUCCAAUCGCCAUACGAGAUGGCACGACAUUAUGUAGCUCGACUCCUUCCUCGACGCGACCCACGCUGACAUCGACACCCGUUCAAUCGCAAGAUCGUUUGAACACUCCGAAGGUCGACGUUAGUCACUCGUUGAUGACACCCACAAUACGACGAUCCAUUCUCAACAGUCCACGUACACCAACGCCGUUCAAAGAAGCUCUUGCUAACCUGCAAUCGUCCUCUUUGUCUAUACAGGCCACGAGCAAUCGUCUGGAACAAGACAUUACGGAGAUUAUUGAACGUGACGAGGCCGAAGCUGCCAAGGAAAUCAUUCCUUCGAUUGAAGAUGACAAUUGCUCCCGCGUCAACAUACACCAGGGUUUGGAAAAGUCCUGUCAGCCUGUCUUACCGCAAUCUAUGGCGGAAGCGUUUCUUAGUAACAGCGAAUCAAUCAUGUCGUCAACUCCUACUGAUCUCAUGUCGUCAUCGUCCGGCCACACUGAUAUGGAUUUAGAAAACAACGUGCUGAACGUCUCCUACAUGUCUCCUCUAUCCACCUCGGCGGUCAAACCGCGCGACGUUUUUAGUGUCGGGGAAGAUCUCGUAACGCCGAGCAAAACUCUGGAAUACAGCAGCCAUUUUAACAAUCCUUAUAAUCAAAUGCUGAGCUUGGCUGCAGCCAUCGAAAAUAGUCCUGUGGAGAACAUUUCAACAAAAUUUCCUAACUUCUUGACGUUCGAAACUCCUACUGGAAAUAGAAGCUUUUUUUUCAAGACGUUCCAAGAGGUGAUGUGUGGACAAACGGAAGAUCAGAAAAUUGUUACGGAACAGGCGAGGCAAUUUAUCCAUCGGACAGCUCGCUCGUUAAAAUUUACACCUCAUUUAACGCACGAACCGGAGAUGACCGUGGUUUGAAGGAUAUAUCUUGAGGGUAAACUGAAUGCGAGCAAAAUUGAAAGUUAUUUAAUGACACAAUGCACGAAGGCCGGAUAAUGGAGUCCGACAUCCAUUCCUAGUCGAUAAUUUAAUGUUAUCGAUCAAACCAAAUGCACGAAAGCAGGGUAUUGGAGUCCAAUAUCUGUUUCCGGUCGAUAAUUUAAUGUUAUCGAUUAAACCAAAUGCACGAAAGCAGGGUAUUGGAGUCCAAUAUCUGUUUCCGGUCGAUAAUUUAAUGUUAUCGAUUAAACCAAAUGCACGAAAGCAGGGUAUUGGAGUCCAAUAUCUGUUUCCGGUCGAUAAUUUAAUGUUAUCGAUCAAAGCUUAUGCAUGAAAGCCGAGUAUUGGAGUCCAAUGUCCAUUGCUUGUUGAUAAUUCAAAGUUAUUCAUCAAAGCAAAUACACGAAGGCCAAGUAGUUGACUCCAAUAUUUAUUACAUACCUAUAAUUUAAAGAUGGACGAUAUGAAACACAUCCCGAUUACUCAAUGUUAAUAGCAUGUGCAUUUAUGUUUGAGAUAAACAUUCGUAUAAGAUGGACAUUUUAUUAGGGGAUCUUUUUUUUAUACGGAAUCCUAUGGAUAGUCAAUUGUUCGAGUUUACUAUAUGAAUUUUCUUUAUCUGUUUGAAACUUUUGUAUCUGUAAAAUAACGCCUUGCAUGUUCGUCUA